CUUUUUCUCUUUGUUGAAAAGAAAGAAAAACCGUUUUCUUUAAAAAAGAACUCAUCUACGUUUCAUCAACAAAAAAAGUACUGCAAGAAAAGAAACAAAAAGCUUUCUCUUUAAGCGUACUUGAACUCGACAACCUUUUUUUUUCUUUUGCUCUUUUUUUCUUUUUUUGGUUUAAAAAAAAGACUCCUUUUUUUGUUGCGAAUUCAACAUGACAGACGUUGUUGACAAUACGCCAGUCUCAAAAAAGAGUUGGAAAAGCUAUUUUGCUUUUAUUAAAGAUCCUAAGUUUUGGAAAGUUCUUUUACUUGGUCAGCUUCUUUCUUUAUGUAUAACAGGCACAAACGUUGUCACUACCACUCUCAGCACCAAAUACAAUUUUGCAGCACCUACCACGCAGACAUUCCUUGUGUACGCUUGUCUAGCCUUUGUCUACAAUUGUUUUGCUAUUUAUAAGCGAGGUAUCAAGGGGUGGCUCCUUCAAUUUUGGCAUAGAGGCAUUUACUAUUUUAUCCUUGGCUUCAUCGAUGUGGAAGGCAAUUACUUUGUCGUGAAAUCCUAUCAAUACACCUCGCUCCUGUCUGCUAUGCUGAUUGAUUGUUGGAGCACUCCCGUCUGUAUGUUCUUAUCUUUCCUGCUCCUCAAAGUGCGCUAUCGUUGGGUUCAAUACGUAGGCGUCUUUAUAGCUCUUUGCGGUCUCGGCAUGCUCGUAGCGAGUGAUGUGAUCACCGACAAGAAUUAUGGUGCCGUGGAUGCUGUGAAAGGCGACCUGUUCUGUCUGCUGGGUGCUACUCUGUAUGGCUUCUCCAACGUGGGUGAGGAGUACAUGGCUCGUAAACAUCCCCUUUAUGAAGUCAUUGGCAUGUUUACCUUUUUCGCUACUUUGAUCAACUUGGUGCAAAUCUUUAUUUUUGAACGCGAAGAAUGGGCUGGCUUCAGAGAUACGGCCAUUGCUGGUAUGGUAGUGACCUAUACCAUUUGUAUGUUUGUCCUCUAUUCGCUGGCACCCGUCAUGUUCCGUCUGGGAAGUGCUGUCCUGUACAAUCUAUCCAUCCUGACCAGCGAUUUCUACGGCUUGAUCUUUGGUUUAGGCUUGUUUGGCUACUCAGUCACUGUCAUGUAUCCCUUUGCUUAUGUCGUCAUUAUCGUCGGUAUUGCUAUUUACCAUAUCUUUCCCACACCGCAACCUGCCGUUGGGGCUUUUGAUGCUGAUACGGCGGAUAGAGAAAGAAACGAUUUGUUGAAUCGUCCAGCUGAAUAUGAUAUUGAGCGUCAACCUACUUUGGAUGUUACUAAUGAGACGGUUUUGGGUACUGGCACUACUGCUUCAUCCACUGAACCUAAACAUGGAUAGGUGUCUAUGCACCUUUUUUUUUUUUUUUUUUCUAGGGAAACGUAUACCUUUUUAUCAUAUUAUUUAUUCUACACGGAGAGAAAGAGGAAACAAUUUCCCUUUCUUUUUUAGUGUAUGUAUAUAUAUAUAUAUAUAUAUAUAUAUAUACAUGUAUA
Molecule: messenger RNA, 1506 nt
Organism: Mycotypha africana
Lineage: Eukaryota; Fungi; Mucoromycota; Mucoromycetes; Mucorales; Mycotyphaceae
Exons: 2
Coding region: 209-1351 (380 amino acids)
Biological process (GO): transmembrane transport
Cellular component (GO): membrane
Molecular function (GO): transmembrane transporter activity
Source: RefSeq, a predicted model, not a curated record